This is a messenger RNA of Podarcis raffonei (Aeolian wall lizard), 3519 nucleotides long. RefSeq names its product toll-like receptor 13. Gene Ontology annotation, biological process: toll-like receptor signaling pathway; inflammatory response; immune response. Gene Ontology annotation, molecular function: protein binding; transmembrane signaling receptor activity. Gene Ontology annotation, cellular component: membrane. The record is from RefSeq and is a predicted model, not a curated record. The coding region runs from base 375 to 3365 and encodes 996 amino acids. Lineage: Eukaryota; Metazoa; Chordata; Lepidosauria; Squamata; Lacertidae. The transcript has 3 exons.
GACACACUAUUGUGUCGCAACACAUAGUUCGGAAAGCUUUGCCAUAGAGCGUAGGUAGAACAUACGCAUUGUAGCUAGUAGCCACUGACAGCCUGAGCCUCCAUGAAUUUGUCUAAUUCUCCUUUUAAAGCUCACCCAUGGGGUGAAAGAGAGAGAGAAAGUAUCCCAGGGUUGCUCCACCUCUUCCUCUUUUCAUGCCGCACCUCCUUCUGUCAUAAGUUUCAGUUCCCAACUGGCACACUCAGGGAGUGAAGGGGCACAUGGCUGACCACAGGAGGAGGAAAUAAGCUGCACUUCGACUCAAACCUCACGUACCAUGGGAGAAGGAGGAAGCACACUUGAGCAGCUUCUUCAGCGGAUGAGAGAAAGACCCAAUGCUAAAGGAGCUGAACAUCUUCUGUAUGAAGCUGCUGCAUGAUGGUUCUCUCAACCCAAGAUGGAGAAGAAACAACUGCCUUUGGUCCUGUGAAACCCACAGUAUGACAUACAGGAAGCACAAAGAGCUCACGAUGCCCAAUUUUAGACUUGUCUCCAUGAUGCUCUGCGUGCUGCUAGCCUUCUUUGUGUGGCCGCAUCAGGGUGUUCAUUCUUUCGGGCUCGCUCACUGUAUCCUUUCCCCGAACAGACCGGGCCUUGCUACCUGCAGUGGCCAGGCCAUCUCCAACUUGACUUCUGUUACCCUCCAGCUGCCCAACUCCACCCGCUGGCUCAACGCCUCCAACAACAAAGUGACGCACCUGACCUCAACAACCUUUUCCCAUCUUCCUCACUUGUUGGAACUUUACCUGGACCACAACAACAUAUCAGGCAUUGAGUAUAAUGCCUUCCAAAGCUUGGAGGACCUGGAGGUGCUUGAUCUGAGCUGGAACCAGCUGGUGUCUGUGGAGUCCUCCAUGUUGCCUAACCUCAGGAAUCUGCGUGAGCUGUUUUUGGGUCACAACAGUAUCGCCACAUUGCAUCCCAGCUCCCUCAUAUCCCAGGUGGCUCUCCAGGAACUGCACCUUCCCAACAAUAAUCUCUCUAGUCUCCAAGAGGUGGCAACAGCUACCCAAGGCUUGGCCAACCUUACCUUCCUUGACUUGGGUUCCAAUCAGAUCUCUACUCCGUGUAUGGGCCCCAGUUGGAUUGUCUUUCCUUCCCUGAGGAACCUCAGCCUCAACAGCAAUGGGAUUUCCAGGCUGGACUUGUCUAACUGCUCCUUCCCUAACUUGCAACAACUCAACCUAACCCAUAACAACAUGUUGCAAGUGGAGGCUGGAUCCUUUCGGGCCACCCCUGUUUUGGUGGAGUUGUCCUUCAACAUGAACCCCCUGGAUAUCUCCCAGCUUAUCAAUGCAACUCUCCCUAACCUAACCAUGUUGCAUUUAUCCAGUAUGAAUCCACCAUUAAAUGAGAGCAUGUCAGCAGCUUGCUCCUUCUUCAAAAGCUUACCCUCUUUGACCUCUUUGGACAUCCAACAUUCUCAAAUGAAUGACACUCAACUGAGGCAGCUGGGUUCCUGCACUAAUCUCACGUGGCUGGAUCUGUCCACCACGGGGUACAAGUAUCUGAAAAAUGGGGCCUUCGAAACAUUUCAAGGCCUGGAAUUCCUCUCUCUGGAGAAGUGCAAAGUCCUGAGGCUGAGCUCUAGCGCCUGGGGGAAGCAGAUGCAGCUACGUACCCUGAUCCUAAGGAGAAAUUCCAUUUCCCAGUUGGAGGAUUCUGUCUUCCGUCCUUUGAACCAUUUGAGCUAUUUAGAUCUGUCAAAGAACCACCUGACCAACCUUCAGCAGAGAUCCUUUUUUGGCAUGGAGGCAUUGCGGACCCUCAUCCUGCAGGGCUGCCAGAUCACAGCUGUCACCCGCAACACCUUCCAUUAUGCCCGUAAGAUGGAAUUCUUGGACUUGAGGGAUAACAGCAUCAAAUUAAUCAAGCCCCGUGCCUUUUUGCUCAAGCACGUGGGGACUCUCCUGCUGUCAGGAAACAAAAUCCUCACUGUCAAAAGGAAUGGCUUUUACCAGCUGAACUCCCUGAGAUAUCUCUACCUAGACCACAACUUGCUUUACAAGCUAUCUCGGGGAGUCUUUACACCCCUCAAAAAACUAGAAAUCUUGGACAUCAGUCACAACCACCUCUUUACUUACAACAAAUAUGAUUACCCGAGUCCUUUUGUUGGUCUCCGCUCCCUUCGCAAGCUGGACCUUAGUUUUCAGAGUCCUAGACUACCCAUUUGUCCCCCAGACAAAGUCCUCCAAGGCCUGGGGAACCUACGGUACCUCUCUUUGAAGGGCAACCCCAGUCUCCUGUUCCUUAACAUCUCGUUUGUUAACCUGACUAGCCUCAAGUCCUUAGAUGUCUCUGAAAUCAGUCCAUUCAAUGACUCUUGGAAACCCUCACUAAAUUUCUUCCAAGGCCUGGGUAACUUAAGCCAACUCUGGAUAGAUGACAGUGCCAUCAAGGACUUGCCUGAACAAAUAUUUUCUGGUUUGACAUCACUAGAGCAACUCUCCCUGAGCAAGAAUGACCUGAGGAACAUCAGCAAAAAAACGCUUGGUGGGCUGUCCUCCUUGAAAUAUCUGGAUGUGUCUGGGAAUCCCCUGACAUGCUCCUGUGAUAAUGCCUGGUUUCAAAACUGGUCUGUGUCGGAACCAAAUAUCCAGGUGUCCAUGCUGGGCUCAUAUCAUUGCUUUGGCCCUGGCACGACUGACCGUCUCUUUGCUUAUGAAGACUUCUCCUUCUGCUUUGAGACUAGGGGAAUAUACUUCUUCAUUGCCACCACUGUGAUCACCCUUUGCUUCCUGUUUACUGUUUUAGUCUAUGCCAAAUUUGGUUGGACCCUCAGACAUGGCUACUACCUGCUGAGGGGCUGGGGCUUCAAGCGCCUGCGCCAAAAGGGACAGGAAUACCAGUAUGAUGCCUACAUUUCUUGUUGUAGUCAGGACCAUGAAUGGGUGGUGAACAAUGUUCUGGAAAAGCUGGAAGUGCAAGGAGAACCCAGCUUGCGGCUCUGCUUCGGGCCUAGAGAUUUCGCGCCUGGAGAAUAUUACAUAGACAACGUUCAGAAUGGAAUAAGCCAGAGCCGCAAGACCUUGUGUGUGGUGAGCGACAAUUACUUGGAAAGUGAGUGGUGUUCGCUGGAAAUCCAACUUGCUUGUUCCAAGAUCUACUACCAGAGGGAGGACCCUCUGGUUGUGGUCUUUAUGGAGGAAAUCCCUAACUACAGGUUGUCUCCCUAUCAUCGCCUAAGGAAACUGAUGAAGCAAGAGAGCUACCUCACAUGGCCUGAGGACCCUGAGGCUGAGAAUGUGUUCUGGACCAAACUGUACGAGGCCUUGAGCUGUGGAGACCCAGAGCAAAACACUACGCAAUUUGGUGUGACUUGUUAGGUGACGGCCUCAAAGCAAAACACUGUGACUAGCCUUCCUGGGAUCGGUUAACCUACAACAGUGCUUUUCAACUGUGCGGCCUUUUAGCUAACAUAAAAAUCCCACACUCCCCACACCCCCUUCAAACCUGGCUCCUCUUAUAAGUUUAUUUGAA